CAAACCCAUCCUCCUCUCUUUAAGUCUCCCUUGAGUCUCUCUCUCUCUCUUCAAAGCCAAGCCAGCAUCAAUGGCUAUUGAUCUCGUCGGGUUCUCAAGGAUGGACGAUCGGACGGCCAUGGAAGAAGCAGCCUCCGCCGGCUUGCAGAGCAUGGACCACCUGAUCCGCGUCCUAUCGAAUCAAAACCCAUCACAAACCCAAACCCAAACCCCCCUCGACUGCCGAGAAAUCACCGACUUCACCGUCUCCAAGUUUAAGCAGCUCAUCUCCGUCUUGAACCGGACCGGUCACGCUCGGUUCCGCCGCGGACCGGCCAAUCAAUCCUCCACCCCGGUCCAACCCAAGCCUCAGACAACUUCGAUUGCUUUUUCUGUCCCUAAGUCCAACAACGACGACUCUCUCACUCUAUCCCCGCCAAUCUCCACGACGUCGUCGUUUUUGUCCUCCAUCACAAUCGGAGACGGCAGCGUUUCGAACGGUAAAGCCGUCUCGUCAAUUCUCGCGCCACCGGCGCCGGCUUUCUCAGCCGGGAAACCUCCUCUCUCCCAAUCUCACCGGAAACGGUGCCACGAUAACGAAGUCGCAGCUAAAACGUCGUCGUCCGGCCGCUGCCAUUGCUCUAAAAGAAGGAAGACUAAGGUUAGGAGGACGAUUAGAGUGCCGGCGAUUAGUUCAAAAAUCGCCGAUAUACCUUCGGAUGAAUUCUCCUGGAGAAAGUACGGUCAAAAGCCGAUCAAGGGCUCGCCUUACCCGAGAGGGUAUUAUAAGUGUAGCAGCGUGAGAGGGUGUCCAGCGAGGAAACACGUGGAGAGAGCACAAGACGACCCCACUAUGCUCGUCGUUACUUACGAAGGCGAGCACCGUCACCCUCACCCUUCCAUCACAGCCGGUUCUGUGGGCCUUGUUUUCCAGUGAACCCGAAAUCCGGUCCACAUGUUGCGUCCAUCAUGACCGUUGAAAGCGCCCGGUGUCAAAGUGGCUGUGGCACUGCAAGGGAUGUUAGUGUGUCGGAGAACAAAGUCAAAGGGAAAACAUAUCCAAUGUCAAAAUCAAAUAUACGGUGUAAUGGGAAUGGGAGGGGUUCGAUGUAAAUUAUGAAAGAAAAGAAGGGUGAAAGUGGAAGAAGGAAAUGGAAUAUAAUUUUGUUGGUGCUUUUGAAUA
Messenger RNA from Prunus dulcis (almond), 1162 nucleotides. Its product is annotated as probable WRKY transcription factor 11. Gene Ontology annotation, molecular function: sequence-specific DNA binding; DNA-binding transcription factor activity. Gene Ontology annotation, biological process: regulation of DNA-templated transcription. The record is from RefSeq and is a predicted model, not a curated record. The transcript has 3 exons. Bases 71 to 916 code for a protein of 281 amino acids. NCBI's taxonomy places the organism in Eukaryota, Viridiplantae, Streptophyta, Magnoliopsida, Rosales, Rosaceae.